UUCAGCAGCAUUGGGCGCUGGCCGUCGUAUUCGCUAGGUUUGGGCGUCGCUGCGUCUCGGCUCUCGGCGGGCGGACGGUGCGCGGCGGCGGCCGGCGAGCGUGCGCGACAGCGCCGCCACGCACGCUCGCCUCGCGACCCAGUCCGCUCUGACGUUGUACCAAGUCACCGGUGUCACCGUGUGGAACGGCUCGCUAGCCUGUGCCACCGCAGGAUAAAUUGUGCGCAUUUUAGCAAUACAUCGGUGUUCGUGAUAGGUGGUAGAGCAGGUAGUUUCCGGGAACUGGUGGCGUCAGAGUAGGCGAGGCCGCGGCGGAGCGCGUGGCGCGGGCAGCCCUCGCUGCGGAGCGAGGCUCCGAGCAGCUGGCGGUGUUUACACGCCGCGCCUGCAGCCGCGAGCCGCGCCGCCCGUGCGCUUGCUCGCUGUAACAUACACCCCUCAUAUACUAUUCGGUGCUGCGAAUUUUUAACUUAACGAAGCUACUUCGGAGGUAUUUCAUCCUUAUAAAACCCGUAUCUCCACAGUGAGCACAAUUGUAGCGCACAUUGUCACAGUGUCACGAACCGUUCAGCAUAAGCAUCGAAACCGAAUUGCCAUAGUUCAUUCGAGUGAUAUCACAAGUAUAUAAAUAUGGGUGCAAAAGAAAGCGUGGAGGCUGCUAAAUUUUCUGCGCAAAAUUGGAACAAUUUCGAGCAUGGAGUGAAACACCACUAUAAGCACGGCACUCAGCGCUCGCAGAGCCUUAACCGUGGACACUCGCUCUCGCGCUCCGAUGGCACCUGGUGACAUCACGGGACCACGGGCAGCGUAGUAACGUGCGCCGAGUGCGGCCAGCGCACGAUGGGCAACAAGCUGUCAUCCUGUUCGUGCGCGCCCAUUCUCCGCAAGGCGUACCGCUACGAAGAUAGCCCGUGGCAGAACUCCCGCCGACGUGAUGGCCAUCUAUUGAGUCGUGUAUCUUCCAGGCUCUGGGCCGAGGUGUUCCACGUGUCAGCCAGUGGCGCCGGCACCGUGAAAUGGCAGCAGGUGUCCGAGGACCUGGUCCCAGUGAACAUCACUUGCAUACAGGACUCGCCGGAGUGCGUGUUUCACAUCACCGCCUACAACUCGCAAGUCGACAAGAUACUGGACGUUAGACUAUUGCAGCCUGGUACUCGCAUUGGACAAGCUUCUGAAUGCUUCGUCUACUGGAAAGAUCCAAUGACUAAUGACACCUGGGGGCUCAACUUUACCUCGCCUAUAGACGCCAAGCAAUUCCGAGAAUGCUGCUCACCAUCAUUCAAAUUCUCACGUAAGGCAUCCUCGAGCUACAGCUUGAAGUUGGAACCGCCGGGCAGCAAGCAGAAAUUCAAGACCAAAAGGAAACCAGUCUCCACGCCGGCCAGUCCUAAUCGAUCAAGCCUAACAUAUGGUCGUGAACCUCAGUGCACCUGCAUGACACAAGAACAAUAUGCCAGAUUAAGAGCUCAAGAUCCACGAUAUCGCUCCUCCACUCUGCCGCGUACAACUACACGUGCCAUUGAAACAGAUGCGGGCGCUGCCGGCGGCACGACUGGACGAUCGGACAAAGUUGCAGCCGCUACCUCCUCUACAUCACUCUACGACAACGUCACUGGCUCGCAGCCGACGAACCAAGCGCCGCCAAAACCGGCAGCACGUCAAACGGAGACGCAACCACCUUCACGUCCUCCAAAGUCACAAGAGACUUCGACUAUGACUACAAAUACCUCGACAGCUCCAAAAACCGUUACUGCCUCAGUGGGAACACAUGGCACAAAUAUAAACGAAGAAUCACAAACCACCACUGGCCAAAGCAGCCAGCACGGACAAGACCUUAAGUCGGAAGGUGUCCAGGCCGGCGGUACUCUCACUACCUCUAAGUCCUCUGCCACUUCCACAAGAUCCAAGGAGCAUUUACAGCAUAUGCCUAAGAGCGUUGAUUACGGGGACGGGAAUGAAUCUUCCCGCGAGCAAGACAGGCACACGAUGCACAAUCACAAUGUUAUCAAUAACAAUACUUCUGGCUCUCGCCGUACGAAGUCCAAGAGUACAGAAGAUAUGAAUAUGGAUUCAAGCACUCUGAAGCGAAUGUUGAAGCCAAUGCCGUCGAUGGAGAGCCCAGUGACGUCACCAGAGAUGGGUCGUCGUCGAUACGGCGGUGCUGGGCCGUGUCCGCCGACAUGCGGGUCGCACGGCCACCGCCAUCAACAGCACAUGCACCACGGACACUACGCUCAUGUAGUGAACAACAACACCCGACAGGGCUCGCAGAGAUACUCUUCGACUAACCGCGGCGUGGGUGUCGGUGCGGCGCCGAGCGGCUAUCCGGGACGUGGGCUCUACCUGGAGCUGGGCGGUGGAGAACGAGACCUGUCCCCGCCCUCCGACAACGUGAUGUUUGACAAUCAGUGCUACGCCACAACGCCUUCGUCAUCCAACGGAAACUCAGACCAGGAGCCGUGCCAACGCCGUGACCGAGAUCCGCGUCAACAUCACCAUGGACAAAAGCCCUGUCUAUCGCGUCAGGCUUCUCAGUCCAGUGCAACGCCAGCCCCCGGGUCGCCCACAUCACGGUUACUACUUGAAUACGAGAUGCACCUUCGCAACACGCUGGCUAAGGGUAUGGAUGCAGAGAGCUAUAGUCUACACACGUUUGAGGCUCUGUUGAGUCAGAGUAUGGAGGAUUUGGAAUACAACGACAACAUGCCGCCGUCGAAUCAGCGAAGUCCUUAUCCACCUCGUAGAAGACCAGCUUCGCAAUGUUCCGGUGGAGGAAGCCGCUCUUCAACAUUGCCUUUACCACAUCGCCUAGGAGUAGAACGGCAGCACAGUGCUCGUUCCGAUCGAGACGGUUACUACAGCGACCGCAACGAGCUGAUGAGGGAACGAGAGAGGGACCGGGAGCGCGAUAGGGGGUAUCUCAGCGAUCACAAUACGAGGGAUCGUAUUAGAGACCGUGACCAAGGCUACCUUAGCGAUCAUCAAUCAAGUUUCGUAUCGGCAUCCCGGUGCGCAUCCUGUAUUGGAGAGUCGGCUCGCUCAGCCUGGUACCGUCACUCUGAUGGAUGGCGCGGAGCCCCACCGCCGGGGCCACGCCGGUCUCCCUGGGAUUCCCUACCAAGUCUUAGGCACGAAGGCAGCCUCAACGAUUCCGGUUAUCGAAGCAACAGAGCUGACAGCUUUGAGCAGCGAGGCGUAUUUGAUCGGCAAGAUAGCGUGCGGUCGGAGUACACGAGCGACCGAGAAUCCUCCCGUUAUGGCAUCGUGCAACAGGCUUCGAUCGAUAGUACAGACUCCAGGAUAUGUUACCUGACUUCCAGUGAGAUAUCCGACGAUGAUCGCAUGUCGCUGACCACGGCGGUGUCUGAUGAAGAGGAUCCGGGUGAGAGUGCAAUGAACUCCCCGUACAAAGGCAAGCAGACUGGGGCCGCGGCUGCCUCCUUUAACUGCACUGGUGCUGUUAGGAAAGCUGGAUUUUUGAGUGUGAAGAAGUGGCUACUUCGCAAGAAGCACCAGAUUGAGCUAGCUCGCAAACGUGGAUGGAAAGGCUACUGGGUGUGCCUCAAGGGCACUACACUACUGUUCUACCCUUGUGACUCUCGAGAGGGUCGUUCAGUAGAAGCCGCACCAAAACACCUCAUUAUAGUUGAUGGAGCCAUCAUGCAACCAAUACCGGAACACCCUAAACGCGAUCACAUAUUCUGUUUGAGUACGGCCUUUGGCGAUGCAUAUCUCUUUCAAGCCCCAUGUCAGGUGGAGCUCGAAAACUGGGUGAAUAGCAUACAUAGUGCAUGCGCUGCGGCAUUUGCUCGUCACCGCGGGAAAACGGGAACGCUUCACCUACUUCAAGAAGAAAUUUACCGCCUCGAGAAAGCUAUAGAAUCCGAUCACAAGUUGAAACAUAUGGCCGACUUGCAGCAAUCCGUAGUCUCAGACCCUGAAACAAGAGCACAGUUGGCUGUACAGAUGUUGCAAUGGGAGGAAAAUCUCGAGAGAUUACACUGCGAACAAUUCCGCCUUCGAUGCUACAUGGCGAGCCUUCAAAGCGGCGAGCUACCGAAUCCUAAGUCGUUGCUAACACAUGUAUCGCGGGGCACAAAGAGCACUCUCAACAAACUGGGCGUGUUCACGGUGUCUUCGUUCCACGCGUUCAUCUGCGCCCGUUCACCCUCCUUGCUAAACAACUUGCUGGCUGGUAGAGGAGCCACUAAACGUAGAGCACCCAAUCUAUCUAGAUCCAAUUCGGGCUCUAGUCGACGCUCCAUGCAGAUGUCGCGCGAAGAAGGCGAAGCGGCGGUAAGGGUUUCGUUACCCGAAGGUACCACUGCGACGGUGGGCGUUCGUGAAGGGAUGUCGGUUGAAGAAUUCCUUGCGGCUGCUUGCGCACGACGCUCUCUUAACCCUCUAGAACACUUCGUGCGAGUUAAGAAACGCCGGGAUAUGGAAGACCAUAAUUACUUUGUACCGCACAGAAGUGACCUCAUUGAGACAUACUUGCACACACACGAGGUAGUGGAAGUAUGCGCCAAAAUUUUAUACCAAGUAGAACUGCAACGAAAUACCCUGGAACAGAUGUGGGGUUUCAGUGUAGAAGCUGAACUGAUCGAAAACGCGGAACGACAGGACGAACUCUGCUGCUACGUGAGCCGUGUUGAGGACAAGAGCGUUGCUAUGCAGAACGGUAUAAUCAAAGGCGACGAAAUAAUGGUGAUUAACGGAGCGAUCGUAUCUGACCUAGAUAUGAUGUAUUUGGAGAGCGUGUUACAAGAGGAACUCUCGCUGGUUAUGAUGAUGAGGUCGUCACGGACGGAGCCGCCGGAGCUGACUGGCGUGAUGCGCGCCGCCACGGACGACAUCAUCGACUCGCUGGUGUGCCCGCCGCCGCCCAGCGAGCCGCCCGUCAUCUCCGACGACAUGAUAUCCGGUCUCAUCGUGCCGGCGCCAGCAUGGAGUAAAGAGCUGUACAGCCCAGAAACAGACGCGCAUGGAGACGCAUCAAGCACGGGCCCGCCCAAAGUGAGCUCUCGGACGAACUCCUUUGAGAUCGAGAACCUCCUCAAGAAGUGUGGGCGUGUGCGGCAGAGUGCGGAACAGGUGACGGGCUGGUGCCGCUCGCCGGCCGACACGCGGCGCGGCAGCCCCACUGGCAGCCUCACCAGCGCUGCCGUCACUCCCUCCAGACACCUCUCUGACGCUGACAAGCUGAGGAAAGUGCUCAUGGAACUCGUCGACACGGAACGCGCUUAUGUCAAGCAUCUAAAUAACUUACUGGAGAACUACCUGGAACCGCUCAAGAAGGAAACUUUUUUAUCGAACGCGGAGAUCAACGCUCUGUUUGGAAACAUACAGGAGAUAGUAACUUUCCAGAGACAGUUCCUACAAAACUUGGAAGAGGCGCUCGAGGCUGAACCUAAUUUCAACCACUUCGAAUUUUCAAAUCAGUUUAAGAACGUUCUCUUCGCAGUUGGGAAUGCUUUCCUCUAUUACGUCAACCAUUUCAAAUUAUACAGCUCCUUCUGUGCCAGCCACAGUAAGGCACAGAAAGUUUUACAUCCAACAGAUGAGGGCAAUCAAGCACUUCAAGAGUUUUUGGCGGCGCGUAAUCCAAAACAACAACACUCUUCAACCUUAGAAUCGUACCUAAUCAAACCAAUUCAACGAAUACUUAAAUAUCCUUUACUAUUACAACAAUUAAGAAAUUUGACUGAUGUAAAUUCGGAAGAGCAUCUUCAUUUAGUGGAGGCUUUAAAAGGGAUGGAAAAAGUUGCGGAACACAUCAAUGAAAUGCAACGAAUACACGAGGAAUAUGGUGCUAUAUUUGAUCACUUAUUUAGGCAACAUCAGAAGUCAUGCAAGCAACCAAUUGAUUUAAGUCCUGGUGAUUUGUUAUAUUACGGAGGCGUAGAAUGGUUGAAUAUCUCAGACUUUUUAGGUAAAAUAAAGAAGGGGCUAGAGUUGCACGCUAUGUGCUUUGUAUUUAAAUCAGCUGUUGUCUUCCUCUGUAAAGAAAGACUGAGACAAAAGAAAAAAUUAAUGGGGGUUUCCUCGAAAAAUAACUCAAAUGAAGUAGAAAUUAUACGAUAUCAAGUGUUGAUACCUGUGACGGAAGUUCAAGUACGAGCAUCAUCUGCAAAGGACAUGGACAGUCAUUUCUUAUGGGAGCUCAUUCACUUACGCAGUCAACUACAACGCCGCUCCGAAAAAGUCUACGUACUCUCGAAUAGCACGGCGGACUUCCGCAACGCGUUCUUGAAGACAAUCCGGCAGAUCAUCCGUGAAUCUGUCCGCAAUAUGUCACUGCCCAGCUCUUCCCGACCCGCCCCCGCACCGCCCCGCGCCCCCGCCACUCUCGAAAGACCUAAACACCAGGUGCAGGUGAUGCAAGGAUCUCAAACCCUCGGAAAAACGAAAAAGCCUAAAACAAUGGGUCAGAGACUCUCAGCUGGUAAUAUCGAGGUCGGAGAUUUAUCCCGUGAAAACUCACAAGAUGCUGAUGAACCUCCUCAAGUUUCUGAAUUAUCUUCUGACGAAACUACGUUCAGACAAAGAAGCAAGACCCUUUGUGAAUCAAUCGAAAGCGCUGCCAAGCGCACUCUGCCACCUCCGCCCCCGCCGACGACUGACACGGACAAGUCGGAGGGCGGCUCCAAGUCGGAGGGCGAGGACGAACUGCCACAACCGCCCGCCAAGCGAGGGUUAGGCCGCACUCCCAACCACCUCACCCUCAGUACAACUUCGACCCUGAGUGCCGGAAGUACCGGAAGCCAGGCUCGACUGAUUCAGUCUUCACAUCAACCUACUCAGUAUCAACCGACCAUGGUCAAGGAACUAGGGUCGCCCGUGUGGAAACCGCGCGACGUGAUGAGCGAGGCGGGCCCCAGCGCGGCGCCCUCCGCGCCCACCACGCUGCCGCGCUCGCAGCGCCCCGCGCCGCGCGCGCCGCACCUGUCCGCGAGCCGCAAGUCCCUCGCGCCGGACCACCGCCACUAACGACCGCAAACCACCGACAAUCCGCCACUCUACCCCUUAACCCCUCUCUUCCAAAUGACAUUUUAAAAAGUUUCUUGAAAAUUUACUCUACGCUCCUCCUUAGUUCUGGGCCCUAAGUGCAAAUUUUUAAGUUAAGUACGAGACACCGUAUUUGCGGUUCUGCCUAAAUCGUAUGGAGAUUUCAAAUUACGACACCUGUCAAAUGACAGAGUGUAACUCCACAUAUCUCGUGAAUUAACUUCAAAAGUUACACUAGAGCCUCUGAUAUCCAUUUCGUGAUUAGGUACAUAACACACUUCCUUGAACCGACUUCCAUUUUUUACGCUUUCAUAAAAUAAAAAUCAUCAAAGUGUACUCUGAAAAAGCAAUAUUCGGUGCGUUUUACUUUUGGCAUAACUUCUCGUUAUAAUUCAAAAAAAAUCCAUUCACGUUGGCAUGUUCGGCGAUUGCCACCCUUCGUAUACUCCAAUGAGUGUUGUUUACAAAAUUAAAAUUGGGUUUGAAUCAGGUUGAAAUGGUAAUCGGGGAGGGAAAGCUCUGCACACCCGCGCAGCCCCCGCGCUAACCCGAUGCGGGCGAGCGCGGGUGUGCGGGGCGUCCCCCGGGCUCAUAGCCCGAUCGCCAUGUCAACCUGUCGCAAACUAUAGGUAUUUGAAAACAAGCCACUGCGCUGGUUUCCUGCAGCAAAUACAUUCGCCAAGUGGCCUUGUUUGUACAAGUUUACCGGCUGGAUUCGCCAAGUGCGAUGGGAUAACGUUUACAAGGGGAAUUAUAAUUUUUGUCAUAAAAUAAUGCCUCUUUGAAUGUACUUUUUAGGAAAAUAACUGUUUAUUGUUAUUCAUAACAAUAAAUAUGCACAAAAAUUAAAAUUGGAAGCGUUUCUCAUUAAGCCUGCUAUCACACCGAGUGUUUUGCUUACAUUGCCCCCUCCCCCCGCCCCUCCUUAUUUCACUAUCGAUUUCCUAUUAUACCUCUAACUUCUAUCUGGGGUUAAUGUAGUGAAAUAAACCGAAAUAUUAUAUGCUCUGUAGUUUAAAUAAUUUUCAUAGUCGAGUAUUUAUCAAUGUGUAAUGGAUUUGAAAUUAUGCUUUUUAAGUUUGCACAACUUUUAACUUAACCUUUGAUUAAUUAAUUUUGUUCAGAGUUUAUUUAACAUAAAAAAUCCAGAAGUUAUAAAAUAUAUCGCACUAUAUACUUUAUAGCAUAUAAAUUAAUAAAUUUUUAGAGUACAUAUAUUUAAUAUUGUUGGGAAUAUAAAAAAAUUUAAAUGUGAAACAACCUAUGGAAUAACAUUAUUAUAACAGAGAAGAGAUAUCUGUUUGACAUUUUCAAUUGUAUUUUAAAAUGAACGAAAGGAUGGAAGGUAAGGAGUAACAAUAAUUUAAACGUAGAGUGAUUUUGUGAUGAGACGUAUUUGGAUUCUGUACAAAUAACAAAGAUUUAUUUUAUGUCUUGCUGUUAUUAACAUUUAUAGAAAAUUUGUAGAUAGUUGCGAAACCAAUUCUAUUCGUUUAUAUCAAAAUGUCGGUAGUUUCAAAAUCGUUUAUAAAGCUCAAAAGCUAUUUUUCUAGUGGUUUUAUCGAAAUAUGUUUUUGCGCUCAAAUGUUUUUCCAUAAUAAUUUAAUAUUUGAUCCAAAAAUAAGACUGCGUGCGGCUCGUCUGUGGUAUAGAAAUGUUUGAAUAUGCGACUGUCAGGGAAAUGUUCACCGUUAUACGUAUUAACGCGGUGAUUGUUUCUACUACGAACUUUCAUUGAACAUACGCGUUCGAUAUAGUUGUGAACUGUGCAUUGUGGCACUUGCCUAGUUUCACUUCAGGUUAACAUAUUUGAUUCGAAUAUCACAACUUAACAUAAAUUUUGAUAGUCAUUAAGUUUAUUUUAUUCAUAUUAGAUCUAACGGGAAAUCCUAUAAUUAAGUCAAAUCUCUUAACAAAUGACAAUAUCAAUAGUAAACAGUUUUGAAUAAAGGCUUGUUUACCUUUAUAAGUGUAUUAUUAGUAUUAUUUUUUGAUUUGUGGAUAGCAUACUUAUAUAUUCCAGAUAACAUGAGUUAUCUGGCAUUCUAUAGAAAGUUCAAAAAAUACUGAUACACUGAAGAUACCAGAGAAAAACACCAACUUCAGGUUCUCAUCUACAAAGUGAUAAGCUCAUAUAAGCGUUCAAACGUAAUCGUUUCUUUGUUUUAUCUUUAAUGUCCUGACAAUCCUUUCUAUAGAAUGUCUGAAUUGUACUCAUACUUUUAAUGCCGGUGACUUGUAUAUUGUUUUGAGAGCUACAACAUUCUAUAAAUUUUUAAACUAAUUUGAAUUACUAAAAUAUAAUUAAAUAAAUGUUAAAUAUAUAUUUCUAAUUUGGGAUUAGUUUUAGUUAACAAAAAACAUUUAAUAAUAUUGAAAAUGUUAACUUACUAAACAUAAAUGACACCUAUGGUUCCUUUCGUUUAAAUACAUUUGCCAAAAACUAUGACCUAAUGAAUAAUGAAUACUCUAUAAUAAUAUGGUAUCCUGUGCCAAAUGAGGUAUUCUAUACCUACCUGUGCUUUUUAAUACUCACUGUUAACAUAGUACUGAAUAAAAUAUAUCGUGAAAGUAGUUAGCUGUAAUCUACAUGUUUGCGUUUCUUUUCGUCACAUUGGUAACGCAAUCAAUUAAGUUUGGCGCCCAGUGGUAGAAAUUUACUGCAUUAGAUAUGAAAUAACGCAAUAUAACAUAAUUAAUUAAAACCACCUAUAAACUAGAUUAGAUUGCUACGGCGUAGCACUAAAAAGCGUAGCAACUAAAAGUAGCGUGACUACGAAUACGCUACGCCGUUAUAUUCUACAACAUAGUACGAGAAAAAUGUUACUCUGUAAUGUAUGGUGGCGUAGGAUUUAGUAUACAAUGCAGAAGCAUUAUUUUGGGGAUGUUGUUUUGCAACCACAUGCGAAUCUCAAAAAUGAUUCGGAAACUUCAAGCAUGACAGUAACGAACGAGAUUGCAGAUAUUUGAUCCUAAUUACCGUAAGUUCGGUGGCCUGCGUUUUCUUACUAUGUUAAAUGAGAUGUAAGUUACCCUCUUUCUAAUUUGUAGCAUAAUUAGUCAGCUAUGCACGAUUGCGUACUAAUGAUACUGAAUUAUCAUUACAACAGCAAUACUUUACGUUUUCUGUAUCAAUAAAAAUUAGAUAAGUAAAAAUUUGAGUUUUUUAUAGUUAUAUAACAAACUGAACUUCCAAUGGGCGCUGGGCUUAAACUACCCUAUAGUUGAAAAUGCACUUUACCUUAUGGAAAAAUACACUAGGUAGUUUUGAUAAUAAUUUCUCUUCGUGAUCAAAUUCGAAAUUUCUAUCAUAGGUUAGGCGAAUUAUAUAACAUAUAUACAUGACUAAGUUUGUUUUUAUUUAAAACUUGAGAAAUAGAAAAUAGUUGUUUUGUUACUGUAGAAGUAUUAAAUUGUAAAGGUGUUAUUUAAAAUCACGGUUAUACUGUAAACUGAACAGCGCAUGUGAUUCUCGCAUCUUCUUAAUUGGGUUCGAAUUAUGCUACCAUAUUGAAAUGCAAUAAGUAGAUUGUUAUUUGUAUUAUUGUAAUAAUUUAAUAAUGUCGUUACAUACCUACUUAACUAAAUUAUUUUUUAAAUUUGUGCCUGAGAGUAAAAAUAUGUGUUAUAUUUUAUUUAUGUAGGUAUUUAUUUUUUUAACAAUAAAUGAUAUAAGGCAAAUAGUCAGUCAUUUGAUUCUAAUCUUGUGAUUAUGUUUUUUAUAGUUUAUUUCGUAUUUUGUUCGUAUUAACUAUAAGUUGAAACAUAUCACUGACUUUAAAUCACCUGUUCAGUUUACAAAUUUAUUGUGAUUUUAAUAAUAUAUUAACGUUUUACACUAAUUUUGAAAUUUAUUGUAUAUUAUGUAUCCAUACUGUGUAGAUAUUGUAAUUAUUUAUUAUUAUUACCAAACAUAAAUACAUAUUGCAAUUAUAUUUCAAAUUUUAAGUAUCAGUUCCAUAAUUGUUUUGUGAUUAAUUAAAAUAAAACCUGUUUAUUAAUAUACAUAUGUUAAAAUAUUCGAAUUUAAUAAUUACGAACUUAUACAAUCAAUUUAUAGAUAUUGUUAUACUAAGAAAAUAUAAUUAAUAAAAUGAAUAAACAAAUAUGAGUGAAUAAUGAAAUGAAGAAUGAGCUCAUUAAUUGCGAUUGUAUUUCAUACUUCAAUGACAUUUGAAAGUAAUGUAGGAAAAUGAAUGAAUAUUUAGAAAGACUUAUUGAAGUAAAAUACGAAUGUAACUAAUGUUAUUAUAAGUAUUGUACUUUUAUAAUUUGAACUUUAUAUUGUUUGCCCCACUAGAUUCGGUUCUUAUGUUUUCUUCGAUAUGUUUGUAAAACUGCUUUAAAGGUGCUAUGUAUAUUGUAUUAAAACCAUAUAGCGUUGGUGUACCACUUUACCGUCAUUCAUUUGCUGACUGCGAAUUAUGUAUGUUCUAUAAAAUACAACAUGACAUUGUUUAAUAUUUUGAUAAAUGUUCAAACCUUUUUUUAAAAUUAAUUAUAUGCCUAAAUUAAAAGUGCCUUUACGCUAGUACGCUUAGUGCACGGAAAUUUGUUUAAUUUAUACAUACAUAAGCAUCUUUUUUGUAGUUUAACAAAAGUUUAUUAUUUUAUACUAGGUAUGUUUUAAUUUACAAUAUGUUUUUGCAACUUUAGGGAAUUCCGAAAUAAGGACCUAUUUCGUGAAUUUAUGUAUGCAAUUCCAUUGUUUUUGUAACUACUUAUAUUAUGUUCAAUUUUGUGACACAUACGGAAAUUACUUUUUAUUGCUUAUGAAUAAACAUAAAAUGUAUUUGUGAA
Maniola jurtina (meadow brown) is the source of this 11808-nucleotide messenger RNA. RefSeq names its product protein still life, isoform SIF type 1 (gene sif). Gene Ontology annotation, molecular function: protein binding; guanyl-nucleotide exchange factor activity. Bases 841 to 6990 code for a protein of 2049 amino acids. Gene Ontology annotation, biological process: positive regulation of axonogenesis; activation of GTPase activity; small GTPase-mediated signal transduction. The record is from RefSeq and is a predicted model, not a curated record. Gene Ontology annotation, cellular component: synapse; membrane. NCBI's taxonomy places the organism in Eukaryota, Metazoa, Arthropoda, Insecta, Lepidoptera, Nymphalidae. The transcript is spliced from 43 exons.